AUGAAAGAGCACCAAUAUAAUGGCGAGUGGGAGAUGGGGAAGGAAGCUCUGGAAGACAUCCUCUACAGAGCUCAGCUGGAACUCUACUCUCAGCCCCUACUGCUGGGUAACGCUAUGAAGAGUUCCCUGCCAGACAACGCUCCAGACGAGACGCGAGGCAGGAAGGUCCUUCAGGUGGAGGUCACUCCAACCGUCAGUCGCAUCUCCCGCUCCGCCAUCACUGCCGCAUCCAUCAGACGACACCGCUGGAAGAGGGAGGAUGCUGAUGGGAUGAGUGUAGGUGAGGAGUCAUUCAACCUCAACGAUCCAGACGAGGGUUUCUCCUCAGGGGCUUCCAACAGCAGCCAGCCCAGCGCCACCAAGCCUGGGGUCCCGGGCCCCGGGGGCAGUCAGAAGAGCAGCAGCGUCAAGAAGACUGUCACUGCCAGACUGUCCCGAGAGAGAGAGCGGGAGCUGAUGCAUAGGGAGAAGGAGAUGGAGAAGAUGAAAGACCAGGAGAGAGCGAGGGAGAAGGAGAGAGAGCUGGAGAGAUGGAGGGAGAAGGAGAGGCAGAGAGAGAGGGUGGCGGAGAGUCGCAGGGAGCUGUUCUCCGCCGUGGUGGCCACUCCCACAGCAGCUCUGAGACGACGUCAGCAAACACAGACCCCUGCCCCUGCUCCUCCCCCCGUCACCAUGGACACCAUCGACAUCGAGCUCAGCCCAAUCAAGAAGCAGCAGUCCUUCCCUGGCCCCUGCCCCAGCCCCUCCCCCGGCACACUGGUCCGAACAGCCAGUUCCGCCUCCUCCAAGUCGUUGUAUGAAGGUGUGAACAUGAACCUGAACGGCAGCAUUAGCAGCCUGGGGGGGGCUCUGGGAGGUUCUGGGGGGCUGGAGGGGGCUCUGGGAGGGCUGGGUGCCAGCGUGGGGGGAGGAGGGACCCACCGCUACUCCACCAUCAGCCUGCAGGAGGAGGUGCUGGCCCGGCCUGAGGAGAACCAGGAGCUACUCUCCUCGGGAGCGCCCCUCACCAAGCAGUCCCGCUCCCCCAGCUUCAACAUGCAGAUCAUAUCACAGGUGUAG
This is a messenger RNA of Oncorhynchus masou masou (cherry salmon), 1059 nucleotides long. Its product is annotated as hyccin 2-like. NCBI's taxonomy places the organism in Eukaryota, Metazoa, Chordata, Actinopteri, Salmoniformes, Salmonidae. The coding region runs from base 1 to 1059 and encodes 352 amino acids. The record is from RefSeq and is a predicted model, not a curated record. The transcript is spliced from 4 exons.